Molecule: messenger RNA, 1020 nt
Organism: Trichosurus vulpecula (common brushtail)
Lineage: Eukaryota; Metazoa; Chordata; Mammalia; Diprotodontia; Phalangeridae
Product: calcium homeostasis modulator protein 6-like
Exons: 2
Coding region: 1-888 (295 amino acids)
Molecular function (GO): monoatomic cation channel activity
Source: RefSeq, a predicted model, not a curated record
AUGGAGAAGUUUAAGUUUGUGUUGAACCUACUGAUUAAAUACCACACUGUUUUAGGCUAUAGCUUCGUGAGCCUACUGACAGCUGGCGGCGAGAGCCUCUUCUCCAGCAUAGUGUUCCAAUGCCCCUGCAGCGCUACCUGGAACCUGCCCUAUUCCCUCAUCUUCCUUUUGGUUCCUGCCCUGAUUCUCUUCCUUCUGGGCUGCCUGUUGAGCACCCGGGCCAAGCAGCUCAUGACAGGUUGUUGUGCGGCGAGUAGAGGGGAAGAAGAGCUCAGCGAAGCGGACUCGGACCUAUGCGUGGGGAUGGCGACAUGCUGUCACGUCACCUUGGCCGCUGCUGUGGCGCCCAUCACCUGGAUCGCAAUGGCGCUUCUCAGGGGAGGUUUCUAUGAGUGCGCAGCCAGUGGGAGCAUCUGGGUAUCUCGGCUGUUGUGCCCCGAUCAGGAGGCCAGUUGUUCGGAGCAGCUGCCGAAGGUGCCCUGCCAGGAAGCAAAGCCGGAGCAGAUCCAGGAGCUCUUGAAGGAACUCAAGGCCCAUUCCCAGGUGGCAGGUUGGACCCUGAUAGCUCUUGUUGUGCUUGCUCUUCUGAUUUUCACGUCCAUCACUAGAUGCCGAUCUCCAGUUAAUUUUCUUCACCUUAAGUUCUGGAAACUAUAUUGUCAAAAGGAAGAAGAGAUAUUGAUGAAUGAAGCUAAGCAGCACGCUACUGAAUUAGCAGAAGAGAAUGUCAAAUGCUUCUUUGAUGGCUCCCAGCCAAAAGAGUUCAGCCUACCAAACUACAAAGCCUGGAAGAAGAUUUCACUGCACCAUACAUUCAUGCCUGAGAGUCAAUAUUACAGUAUAUUACACAAGUAUGUUAACAAGCAGGAGGAUGACAGUAAUACUUAACCAUCCAGAAAGGAUGUUGUGAAUCCUGUUCUAAGUUUUGUGGAUUCACUUGAUCCUACCAAUUCUGUUAAUGUAAUGUAAUAACAAACAAACAUUAUAUGAUACGGCAUAAUGCUAUAUGUGGAACAAUGU